Messenger RNA from Zootermopsis nevadensis, 1606 nucleotides. RefSeq lists its product as uncharacterized. NCBI's taxonomy places the organism in Eukaryota, Metazoa, Arthropoda, Insecta, Blattodea, Termopsidae. The record is from RefSeq and is a predicted model, not a curated record.
UAUUGUUUCUCGCAGAGAAUGAGAGUGUCAACGCAGAACAAUGUUUCCGUGCGACACGGUCCUGAGGCCAAGCGGUGCGGACACUUGAUAAAAGAACGCUCCACGCCACGUCACAUGUCACACUGUACUGUGCGCGUCUACGACUGUUUUGCUAACAAGAUGGCAGCAGUGCGCAGAUGCGCAACGAUGCUGGUGUUGUGUGCGCUCACAUUCGAGUUCGUCGUAAUGGGAGCUGAGGUGAUCGAUGGAUCGGCGACGAAGGACCGAACACUGAACGGGCGACGACGACAAGUCGCAACGGAACCGAAUGGAGCUCGAAGAAGACGGCCAAGUGCAGGGCUGAAGCCUGGACUGGACAAAUCGCUCGUCAAUGAGACGCUCGGGCCCUCAGCAGUGGAGAGGAACGGGAAAUUCCUCUCGCUUUUCACCAUCGUGCAGUUCCAAAACCAAGGCUGCGCUGCAUCUUCUGGUGACAACGGCACCUGCGUUACUUCGGCAGAGUGUUCUGACCGUGGAGGCGUGGCCAGUGGACCAUGCGCUAACGGCUAUGGUGUUUGCUGUGUCUUUUUAGCCACAUGUGGUCAGAAUACCAAGGAGAACUGCACCUACUUCGUAAACCAAGGUUACCCGGGGCCCUAUGAUGGUACGGGAUCCUGUCAACUUACUAUCAACAAGGCACAUCCUGACAUCUGUCAGUUCAGGCUGGACUUUGAUCAAUUCAGUAUUGCAGGACCAGAGUCAAUUGACCAUAUAUGUAAUAAUGAUCAGUUCAUUGUAGCUGGUGGUAACCCCACCUCGGCCAUAUGUGGAAUUAACACUGGAAAUCACAUGUACAUAGAUGCAGGAGUGGGAAACACCAAUCCUGUGACACUCAACUUCGUAACAAGCGGGCUAUCUUUCCCACGAAACUGGAAGAUCAAGAUCUGCCAGAUUCCAUGCAACACCAUCUACAGAGCUGAAGAGGGAUGUCUCCAGUACUUUACUGGUGUGUCUGGGCAGAUAAAGUCCUACAAUUACGACCCAGCAUUUGGCCUUCAGCUGUCUAAGCAAGAUUACAGCAUCUGUAUCCGCAAGGAGAGGAACUUCUGCGGAAUUCAGUACGCCGCCUGUCCUGAUACAGUGAACAACAGGACGCAUGCGUUCACUCUCUCUGGCAACACUCGAGGUCAAACUGCAGUAUCCUCAAAUACAGGUACGAUCGGCCCUAACUCCUGCAAUGAAGACUGGCUCAUUAUCCCAUGUGCAACAAAUGUUGGCAGAACUGAACUGCUGGCAUGUGUAGACCGCAUCUGUGGGGGCACUCUCAAUACAGAAAUCUCGACAACAGCGGCAACGGUAUUCAGCACAGUGAAACCGUUCAGGUUGACUGUCCAUACAAACAACAUAGAGGCCCCAAGUGAUGCGGGCAACCGAGGAUUCUGCCUGAACUACGUGCAACAACCCUGCUCAAAUAAUUAUGAAGUUUGAAGGCUCAACAUCACCUGACCACCGGAACGUUAGAAGCACGCCUAAACAAGCGUUUCCGAAUCGCUUGAGAGACACGUGCUGCGACAUAUCUGAGAACUUGGGUACCCUGCAUGCACCAAUUUGGAGCUGAAUUCUGGAU